Diorhabda carinulata is the source of this 760-nucleotide messenger RNA. RefSeq lists its product as uncharacterized. Bases 134 to 664 code for a protein of 176 amino acids. The record is from RefSeq and is a predicted model, not a curated record. The transcript has 4 exons. NCBI's taxonomy places the organism in Eukaryota, Metazoa, Arthropoda, Insecta, Coleoptera, Chrysomelidae. Gene Ontology annotation, cellular component: glycosylphosphatidylinositol-N-acetylglucosaminyltransferase (GPI-GnT) complex. Gene Ontology annotation, biological process: GPI anchor biosynthetic process.
CUGUGGUAUAUUCUAUUAGGUUAAUUGUGAAGUUUUGCUAUAUAAAUUUGAACUUAACCUAAGAAAAUAAUUUAUAGAUAAAUUUUAUCAUACAAACAUAUAGAUAUACAUUUUUAUAAACCAUGGUGGGAAAAUGGAUAAGACAAAAAAUAAGGAUUAUUUCGUAUUCAAGGACAUAAAUGGGAAUUUGUUAAAAUUACAAGUUCAAGAAGUUUCUCAAUGUUUAAAAAUUAGAAUAAUUCACUGUGGACCAACGAUAUACCAAAGAUGUAUCAUAAUAUUUAUAAUUGCGAGUAUCGACAUGAUUUUACUUCUCGUUAACAUUGUUUCCAUCUGUAUUAUACUCGCAAUUUUAUGUUUUGUUUUAAUUUUAACCUAUACAGUAUGUAACAUGACUAUUGAAGAAAAUCUAGUUGUAAUUAAAGAUAUAGGAAUCGAAAUUGCAAAGAUAAAAGUUGUUGGAGUUAAAAGAGAUUUCUUUCCUCAUGAGCAAGUACAAAACGUUUUUAUUAAUGAAGUUAUAUAUAGGAAUAAAGUGCUAUUUGUACUGACAUUAUUAAUAAGUGGUCUCAAGAAAAGUCAGUUGGUUCCAUUGUUUACAGAAACCUUUCCACAACUGGCUUUAUUGAAAACUGUGUUCAACUACAUAAAAAGAAUAUUAUAGACUGUUCUUAUAUUAUUUGUUACAGAAAAUAAAAAAUAAAAUUAUAUUAUUUUUAUGUGUAUUUCAUAGAUCAGAUAGGAGACACAAGGAGACCCC